ACGAUGUCCUUCCAACCGGCGUUUAACGCCAGGUUGAUCGCCGAGGUAAAGAAAUAUCCAUGUCUUUACAACCACGCUAAGCGUGGCAGUGGAGACACGCUAGAACGGAUGCGAAUUUGGGAGAAAAUUGCCGCAGCCGUCGACAGCAACUGUUCCGGCGAUUUUGCCAAGAAACGUUGGUUGCAACUACGAGAUCGGUACCGGAAAGAGCUCAAAACAGCGAUUAAGCAGAACUUCGUUGCCCCAGUUCGGUGGUGCUACUUCUCGCAUUUAUCCUGGCUCGACCCUUACCUGAAGGAUAACCUAGUGCUGACAGCCUGUGAAGGGGGAUAUGGAGAGAGUAACGACGGGUUUCCCGUCGAUGUCUUUGGCAUAAGCUCAGUGAAAACAGAGCCAGAUGAUUCUGACUGUGGUCAAUCGUCUUCGUUACUGGAAACAUCCGUAAUUGACCGUCUUCUAGCAUCGACACAUCAGAUCACAGGAUCUCAAAAAGAUGAAAGUGAUGAUCCAAGCGUCGGUGGUUCUGGAGCAGAGGAAGAAAUGAAGGUCGACUGUGGAAAAACACAAUCGCCUCCAAAAGAACCCAAUGACAGACGAACCGAGAAAGGCGAAGUAGGACUAGGGGCAUCUCACCUGCAGCAAUCAUUGUCCUCAUCAGUUCUGAAAAAUCAACUAAUGACUCGUUACCAGCAAUUAGAACAGGCGAUGAUCAAGCAGGCAGUAAAUGUUGGAAAAAGCGUUAUGGAUUGGAUGAAUGACGAAGACUUUCUGUACUGCAGAAUUAUCGGAGUGAGGUUGAAGAAGAUGGAACCCAGAAAGAGGAAACGGAUCAGAGCUCAGAUCAUGAGCCUUCUAGAAGAGUCCGAGAAUGAAAUGGAAGAAGAUGAUGAUUCUAUGAGUAGUCCUAACAUGGAUGGUGGCGAAUCCUCGGGCUAUGACCAUUCGUUGCUGGACGGAACAAAUGAACAUUAG
Molecule: messenger RNA, 972 nt
Organism: Strongylus vulgaris
Lineage: Eukaryota; Metazoa; Nematoda; Chromadorea; Rhabditida; Strongylidae
Source: the annotation of a GenBank genome assembly